AUGGCUUCAAGAACUUCAAGACUCAAAUUCUUCUCACUACUAAUUUCUUCACUUGCCAUUGUUCAAAUGGCAACGGCAGACCCGGACAUUCUUACCGACUUCAUUGCCCCAAAUAAAACAGUAGACGGAAACUUCUUCACAUUCACGGGAAUGCGUGUUCUUGUUGGUGGAGACGAGCCUAAAAACUUCACAGUAUUGAAGGCAACCUUGGCAGAGUUUCCUGCUCUCAAUGGGCAGAGUGUUUCAUAUGCCGUCCUUGAAUUCCCAGCUGGCACUACUAACCCACCACACACUCAUCCUCGCUCUGCUGAGCUCCUCUUCCUUAUUGACGGUACCCUUGAAGUUGGCUUUGUCGACACAAAGAACAACCUCUUUACUCAUACUCUUCAGACAGGCGACCUGUUUGUGUUUCCCAAGGGCCUUGUUCACUACCAGUACAAUGCCGAUUCACAAAACUCGGCUCUGGCAGUUUCUGCCUUUGGAAGUGCAAGUGCCGGAACUGUGUCAAUACCUACCACUUUGUUCGCCACCAACAUCGAUGACAAUGUCUUGGCUUUGUCCUUCAAGACUGAUGUAGCCACCAUUCAAAAGCUCAAGGCUGGUCUUGCUCCCAAGCUAUGA
Rosa chinensis is the source of this 621-nucleotide messenger RNA. Its product is annotated as germin-like protein 9-3. The record is from RefSeq and is a predicted model, not a curated record. The transcript has a single exon. Lineage: Eukaryota; Viridiplantae; Streptophyta; Magnoliopsida; Rosales; Rosaceae. The coding region runs from base 1 to 621 and encodes 206 amino acids. Gene Ontology annotation, molecular function: manganese ion binding. Gene Ontology annotation, cellular component: cell wall.